Molecule: messenger RNA, 2966 nt
Organism: Podarcis raffonei (Aeolian wall lizard)
Lineage: Eukaryota; Metazoa; Chordata; Lepidosauria; Squamata; Lacertidae
Gene: INCA1
Product: inhibitor of CDK, cyclin A1 interacting protein 1
Exons: 7
Coding region: 336-1088 (250 amino acids)
Biological process (GO): negative regulation of cyclin-dependent protein serine/threonine kinase activity; negative regulation of cell population proliferation
Cellular component (GO): cytoplasm
Molecular function (GO): cyclin-dependent protein serine/threonine kinase inhibitor activity; cyclin binding
Source: RefSeq, a predicted model, not a curated record
UCAACAUCCUUCAUAAAUUGUGGCGCCCAGAACUGAACACAGGAUUCUAGGUGGAUCUAUGACUCAUCCCUCUAUGAAUUAAAUAAAUGGUGGGCUCUCGUCUGGCCGGAGGCCUCUUGUUCUUUCUGCACUGCCCUCGGUUACAACAAUUCGCACACAAAGUGGAAACCGGCUGCUGGCUGAGGCUUGUGGGGGAAGGUUUGCUGGGGGGAAAACAAACAGUGCAGGAAUCAAAUCCCAGGAUAACUGACAAGAGGACGGAAAGUGUCGUUGCGAGUCAGACGUAGGAGAACGGAAGAGCGGAUCCUCAAGGCUUUAAACCAGCCGGUCGCACUAUGGAAGGAGAGAGCAGCACUUCUUUCAUGCCCUUUGUUAAACAGUCCAAGAUGGUCAGCAGAUACCAACAAGAAGCAGAAGCAGAGGCUGCCAGCUCAGACUGUUCAAAUAGCAACAUUUGGGAUGGUCUCAGCCAACAACCAGGCUCCUGCUGGAUGGAAGAAUAUAACGAGGCACCGUCCCUGCUGACAUCUGGCUGCGUAGUACAAAGGCCUGCUGAGGGUGAAAGAGACCCUUUCCCCUGGCAGAUUAUUUCAACCACACAGAAACUCCCAUCGCCCAAGGAGCUGUGCCGGAAGAAGAAAAAGGGGCCAAAACGAAAAAGACUUGAAAAUGUCAGAGCCUUGUCUGUUUGCUAUCAUCUGGAGGAGCUGAGGCGGCGGCAAAGCAGCAUGGACGAGCUGAAAAAGGCUAAAUGGGGUGGGCUUGUCCCCCAGCCAUUCUCCGAAGGAGCAGGAGGAACUGCUGACUCGCCCACAAAAGUAACGUGCCAUGAUGAGGAUGAUGAAGAAGACGUUCUGAGCCCCUUCAGCAUCCUGAAUCCAUCUUUCCAGCUCUAUGAAGAGCACCGAGUCUUCGGCGAACGCAGCAAGGCGCAGGUCCUUUAUCCAGAGUGGAACCCCACUGUGAGAGAGCAGCUGAGGAUCCCUGAAGAAAGCCCUGUGAUCUCCUACACGAUGGCUACACAGGACAGGUACCAAGCCUCAGUAGGCUGCUUCUACAGGGGAUUCAAACUGCAGUCGGAGGAAUGACCCUGAUGGCGUAUGUAGCCAGAGCUUGUGUGUGUGUGUGUGUGUGUGUGUGAAGGAAAACCUUUCUCAAAGCACUAAUAGUCUGCGUGGGCGGGUGGGAGAUGGCAGGCUGCUGCUGCUGCUGAUCCAUGCAUACUGAAUUAACAGGCAGGAACUGGGAAAUGAGAUGGAGAAAGUGAAGGGGUAUAUAAUAUCUCGAAAAGACCUGCCCUGUUUGACUCCUACCCAUAGCAACUCCCCCUUGUUCUUUGGAAGUUUAUUUUAUUUUAGCAACAAUUCUGUGACCUUAUUUGCUACACACACACACACAUGUCUAGAGGGAGUUUGCUCUCAGCAAAUGUUCCUUUCGGCUGGGGCGGGGGAAUAAAGAGGGGGAGCCACUGCCGUGGGAGACAUCAGGAGUGUUUCCAUAGUAAUGCAGCAGAAGAAGUAGAGAGGAGGCCUUGCUUGGAUCGAGCUCUGCAUCUUCCUUCCCUCCCUCCCCAUAUAGCGUAGGUGUGUGCUGUGCCGUGUUUAUUUGGAAUGAAAACCCCACCAGGCAGUUUCCACUAGUCUGGAAUCUUUUCCCCUCUCACCUGCAGCUCUCAGGUCUGGUAAAAGACCAUUCUGGGACGCUGGAAUUCAUACAAAGUACCUGGCUGAUCUGAGGGGCUCUUUCCUUCCCACACACCUCUUCCCCAAAUAGGCAACUUCUUGCUUGGCCUUUCAGCAGGAGCCAUCUGUCCCCCAUUCCCCCCGCCCCCCCCCCCGUCUCUUGUAUCCAUUGAGAAGGAUAACUUAAAUUGUGCCCUUCUUUUUCUUACAAAAGAGCCAGGGUUAUGCUUAUUCUGCUUUGACAAGAUCUGUCUGGGGGAGUUUGCUGUAUCUUCCCAUUCCAGUAAAUGUGAUGCCAAAGGGGUCCCUCACUGACCUCUCACUUCUCUCACAUCACUUCCUUCUCACCUCCAACGUGAAUUAUAAAUGCUUCUGAGACUGACCAAGUCUUUGUUGCAAAGUGUCUAGCAUGCCACACUGCAGACCAAACUGGUGGCGGAGGAGGAGGAGGAGGAGGAGGACGAGGGAGGGAGCCUUGUUUCCCAGGUUCCCCUUUUGAUGACUCAGAGCAAAAGAGAUAGAAGUUUCAUUGAAUUUUUUCUUGUUCUGCAUGAGGGUAAAUUGUUGUCUGCCUGGGGCCAAAUUGAUUCCAAGAAGCUCACGAUAAUGGGCUUAUAACUGCUUCACAGCCACCUCAAAAGCCAGCCUGAGUUGAUAAACAGCAUUCUGCGAUCAUUAGCAAUAAUAUGGAAUGUCGAAUCCAAACACUCCAACCAUGCCCUAAAGCUCUGUAUCCUCAGUGGUUUGGGAUGGAAUUUAAAACACCGAAAAUGUUUUAUUUGGGGGGGGAACCCUAUAAACACAAUCACCACCAGGCUUUUAAAUGUAUGGCUGCAAUGUUUCUGAAAUGCAGGGAAUCUCUUUAUAGGAUAUUUCAAAUGUUAGCUUUUGCACGAGGCCAUUCACAGGUGCUUUCAUUACAAACUGUUCCAAUCUCAGAAGGGUACUGUGACCCACAGACCAGGCAACAAUACCUUGCUAAAAAAUUGUUUUUAACCAAAACUCCUAAACCUGAACUAUUUUAUGGCAGCCAGUAGCUCUAGAGUACAAAGCUUUUCAAACUGCUCACUGAUAACAGUUAAUACAUGGGUAGUAUAGCUGUGCUAGGACAUUAAAAAAAACACACAACCCAAACUGCAGUAUUUGGCUACAUCUCUUGUGCUGCAUUAAUGCAAGUUAAUGUUGAAAUACCAUUAAUGUGAAAGGAAAUGCUGUACCGUUACAUUUAAAAGGUAGAGUUUCAGUUGUUUUAACUUUCUAUUAAAUGCACAGUGUGUGACCAGA